CAAGGAGGAAGAACAGCCACAGUGGUGGGGAGCCAAACCACAACACCUCUCCUCUGCAAAAAUCUUCUCUCCUCCCCCUCCUUCCAUGGCUCCUCCCUUUUCUCUCUCCUCCCUCUAUCUCUCUCCUCCUGCUCCCCACCACCACCACGCCUGCUCUUUCCCUUCUCUCAUCUCCAGACCCACCUCCGCCCGCCUCCGCCUCCGUCCCCAGACCCUCGCCUUCUCCUCAAAACCGUCCUCCUCCGCUUCGACCCAGAACCAGAACCCGACCCGGAAGGCGCAGGCCGGCCAGACCCGGACCCAGGACCAGGACGAGGACGGGGACGAGACCCAGAAGGUGGAUUCGUCUCAGACGGAGAAGAAAUCGUUCGCCAUCGCCACCGGGGAGCUCUUCCUCGGCAUCGCCUCGCGGCUGAUCAAGAGGCGCAACAGCCGGAAGAAAGCGGGUGCCGGGUCGGAGCCUGGGGACGGUCCGGACGGCGGGGGGAUCAGCAUCGUGAUUGAGGACGAUGUGGAGCCCGACGUGAUAUGGGAGCAGAGCAUUAAGGACGUGGAGGCGGAGCAGAGGAGGAGGGUGGUGACGAGUCCCGGGUUCAGCUUCUCGGCUGCCGGGCUCUUGUUCCCGUACCAUCUCGGGGUCGCGCAGCUCCUCAUCGAGAAGGGCUAUAUCAAGGAAACCACACCAUUGGCCGGUUCAUCAGCUGGUGCCAUUGUAUGUGCAGUGAUUGCUUCUGGAGCCAGCAUGGAAGAGGCUUUGGUGGCUACUAAGGUACUAGCUGAGGAUUGUCGGAGAAGAGGAACUGCUUUUCGGCUUGGGGCUGUUCUUCGUGAAGUGCUUGAUAAUUUCCUUCCUGAAGAUGCUCAUACCAGGUCCAAUGGAAGGGUCCGCAUUGCUGUUACCCAGAUCCUUUGGAGGCCUAGGGGUUUGCUGGUGGAUCAGUUUGACUCCAGAGAAGAUCUUAUCAAUGCAGUAGUCACUUCUUCCUUCAUCCCGGGAUAUCUCGCACCACAACCAGCCACAUUAUUUCGUAAUCGACUGUGCAUUGACGGGGGUCUGACAUUGUUCAUGCCACCUACAUCUGCUGCUCAAACUGUUCGGGUGUGUGCCUUUCCAGCCACUCAACUAGGGUUGGAAGGGAUUGGGAUCAGCCCAGAUUGCAAUCCAGAAAAUAGGGCGACUUCUAGAGAGCUUUUCAACUGGGCGCUCGAACCUGCAGAAGAUGAUAUCCUUGACAGGCUGUUUGAGCUUGGGUACCUUGAUGCUGUGGUCUGGGCUGAGAAGAACCCAGUUGCAGAAGUAGUUGAAAAUAAUUUUCCGUUUGAUAAAAAUAGUUCUGCAUAGUACAGUUGAUUGAUAAGAUGCUUGGACCGAUCCUGAUAGAAGAUGCUAAGAAUCGUACGUUAUGCCUCACCCCUGUAAAUCCAGUUGCAUUGUGCCCAACUGGCAGACAAGAUCAUUCUUCUUUCUUGUAGAGUAAUAUCAGAUGCAAAUUGAGGGGGUAAAACAAUAUAGCACAUAGUUUUGUACAGUAGUGGCUACACUAAGUGACAUCUAGAAGCUCGUAAAGGGGAUAAGAAUAACACAAAAGAAUAUCAGACAAUGUAGGUCCAUUUUUCAGGGAAAGCUCAAUUUUUUUUGGAGUCAGAAUUUGACUGUAGUCUGCAAUUUUUUUUGUCUGAUUUCCAUCUGCAUUUUAUUUUCUAAUGUGUAAGCCACAUUGAUCUAUCAUCUGCAACAGAAGGUUGAGCUCUUUUCUAGAUUUUUUCCCUAGUAAUGGACAUUUCAGAUUUUCUC
Messenger RNA from Eucalyptus grandis, 1795 nucleotides. RefSeq names its product patatin-like phospholipase domain-containing protein 2. The coding region runs from base 86 to 1342 and encodes 418 amino acids. Gene Ontology annotation, molecular function: triacylglycerol lipase activity. Gene Ontology annotation, biological process: lipid homeostasis; triglyceride catabolic process. The transcript is spliced from 8 exons. The record is from RefSeq and is a predicted model, not a curated record. Lineage: Eukaryota; Viridiplantae; Streptophyta; Magnoliopsida; Myrtales; Myrtaceae. Gene Ontology annotation, cellular component: membrane; lipid droplet; cytoplasm.